Rotaria sordida is the source of this 291-nucleotide messenger RNA. The record is from the annotation of a GenBank genome assembly. Lineage: Eukaryota; Metazoa; Rotifera; Eurotatoria; Philodinida; Philodinidae.
AUGAAAGAAAUUCGUGAUUUGGACCACAAUCAACCAGAUAGCGUUAUUUUUAAUUUUUUCCUUCGGACAUCAUCAUCAUUAACAUCAACAACUACAAUAACAUCAUCAUCAUCAACAAUAACAUCAGCAAUAACAACAAUGUCAUCGUCAACAUUAACAACAACAACAACUGUAGUAAUAACAUCAUCAAUACCAACAUCAAUUUUACUAAAGCAACAUAUAGCAAUUCAUCUAUUAAAUAAUUCUAUGAAAGUGGAAGAAAAUAUUUUUUUUCUUUACGAAAUAAAAUAA